Molecule: messenger RNA, 2138 nt
Organism: Bradysia coprophila
Lineage: Eukaryota; Metazoa; Arthropoda; Insecta; Diptera; Sciaridae
Product: acyl-CoA Delta-9 desaturase
Biological process (GO): unsaturated fatty acid biosynthetic process
Cellular component (GO): endoplasmic reticulum membrane
Molecular function (GO): stearoyl-CoA 9-desaturase activity; iron ion binding
Source: RefSeq, a predicted model, not a curated record
GUUCAGUCGUUUGGUUUUCUUCUGCCGGUAUGGACGUUCAAUGAUAAGCAAUUCAACAGCGAAAUAAAAGAGAAUUCAUAAUAAUAAUUAGGUUUCGGUUUAUUUUGUGGUGAAAUUCAUUCACAAAACUAUUUAAUAAAUAUUGAAUUAUUAUCCGUUGUUAUGCUAUCAAUUUUUUUUACGAUUAUGACGAACUACAUUUCCAUCGGGGAAAAUAUUUAAAUAAUUUUCCAUUAUCUCUACAAAAUUUAUAAAUGAAACAAUCGGUCAUAUAAGGAUAUCGACAGUUACAAUUGUGCUUAGCGAUUAGAACAAGUGUUCUGUUUGAACAGAAAAGAGUUUUAUUUUUCAUCAAAUACAUUUCUCUAAAUUUGCUGUGUGACCAUCCCAGUAUUAAAUUUUCAUUUGAACAGAACGAUUGUUUGUGACUGUGUGUGUCUCGUCAAAGUGUUACUUUCUGUUAAUUUGUUCAAAAACUUAAAAAAAAAACGUAUAGCUUGAAUAGAUAGAUGAUGUAACCAGUUUAUUGUUCUCGAAAACCUACAACAUUUAGAUAAUAAAAUUUUGAAGUGUGCUAGAAUUAUCUAAACAUUUUUCCACAUCGGUUCAGGAAUACAUCAAUAUUAAAGUGAACGCAACAAUGGCACCGGGCGUGAUACAACAAAAUCUUAUGAUCAUCGAUCAAAAUCCGAACAUAGUUUGUGCAUCCGAACAACAGAAGAACUACAAAAACUUCGAUAUGAAAAAUGCGGACGCAGAAAAUUUCAGCGUCGAUAAAUACAAUGAAUUACUGGAACAGUCAACCCUACUGCAUCGAUCGGUUCGCAACGAUGUGAGUGAAGCCAAAAUAAGAAGUGAAACGAAUGGUGGUGUACAUAGUGUAAAUAAACAAAUUGAUAGCGAUUUAAGCGAACUGGACAAGGCCGUGGAGUUCAAACCGGCGAUUAGAUGGCCGGAUCUAAUAGUACAAACGUUUCUGCACACUGGCGCAGUGUAUGGGCUGUUCCUGCUGUUUCAUAUCAAAAUGUUCACAUUUCUUUGGAUUAUGUUACUUAUAAUGGGUUCCGGUUUCGGUAUCACAGCUGGUGCUCAUCGACUCUGGUCUCACAAAGCUUACAAAGCGAAUUGGCAACUUCGAGUAAUAUUAAUAUUUCUAUUCACAAUUGCAGGACAGAGAGAUGCGUACACCUGGGCUCACGAUCAUCGAGUACACCACAAAUAUUCGGAAACAGAUGCAGACCCGCACGAUGCUCGUCGAGGAUUUUUCUUCGCUCACGUUGGCUGGCUAUUUCUUACACCACAUCCGGAAGUCGUAGCCAAGCGAAAAUUAAUCGAUUUGACUGACCUGCAAAAUGAUGCCAUUGUAAUGUGGCAAAAAAAGUAUUAUGAAAUACUGUUCGCUUUGAUUGCCAUCGGAAUGCCGGUGUUAGUGCCAUGGUACUUUUGGAACGAAAGUUUGUGGAUAUCGUUUUGGGUGAAUUUCAAUUUGAGAUUUUGCAUCACACUGAACAUUGCAUUUUUCGUCAAUAGUGUCGCUCACAUGUACGGAAAGCGACCCUACGACAAGACAAUAAGCCCAGUGGAAAAUCUAUCUGUGGCUAUAGCUGCACUCGGUGAAGGAUGGCACAACUAUCACCAUGUGUUCCCAUGGGACUACAAAACCGGCGAAUUGGGUGAUUAUACGUACAAUUUCACUACUGCAUUCAUUGACACCUUCGCAAAACUUGGAUGGGCUUACGAUCGGAAAUCUGUGAGCCCAGAGAUGAUUGCACGGCGAGCAGCUAAAUGCGGAGAUGGUACACAUUUUCUAGACAGCGAAGAAUCUCACAAAAAUCCAGUGUGGGGCCUUGGUGAUAACGAUAUUUCGCAGGAAGAUUUGGAUGAUUUGGACAGAAUGCAGACCUAAUACUUUGCGAAUUCGUUUGUCUAACAUUGUUGUUAACACAAGUCUAGCCUUUUUACAAAGUAGAAAAAAAUAUUUAUGCAAUUGCAAUGCAAAAAGUCAAGCGUGUCGGAAAUACUUUCCUCCCAAAUUGCCAGAUGAUAAUACAACUUUUUCGAGGAUCAUUGGUAUAACAGACAAAAUUAAUGUUAACAAAUUUUAGUAAAUAAAAAACUUUGUGGCCUUUAUAGUGUAA